Molecule: messenger RNA, 2406 nt
Organism: Saccharomycopsis crataegensis
Lineage: Eukaryota; Fungi; Ascomycota; Saccharomycetes; Ascoideales; Saccharomycopsidaceae
Gene: RIM20
Product: Rim20p
Exons: 1
Coding region: 1-2406 (801 amino acids)
Biological process (GO): multivesicular body sorting pathway
Cellular component (GO): endosome
Molecular function (GO): protein binding
Source: RefSeq, a predicted model, not a curated record
AUGACGACUCUAUUAUCAGUUCCGUUCAGGUCAACUUUAGAUUUUGACCUUGGUGAAGCAAUUAAGAAAAUCAUUAGUGAAGAAUACUAUCAAACCGCUAACAGUUUCCUGGAUGAUAUAGAUUGUAUCAAAGACCUUAGGCAUAAAAUGUAUUUGGCAAUUAACGACAUUUUGUGUACCAUAGGGAGUGUUGAAGAUUUGAAAAUAUACUAUAUUCAUAUAUCUUCGUUGUUGUUGAAAUUUCCUGGCGAUUUUGCGGAAUUUGCGUGGUCUGAUGGGAAUUUAUCUGUUGGUUAUACCAGUGGCAAUGAAAGAGAGAUGAUCAAGAUGCGGUCUAUCCUAUUUGAGCAAAUGAAUGUGGUUUACAAUUUAUCUGCGGUUUACUCACAAAUAGGAAGUGUGGAAUCGAAAAAGGACUCGGACGAUGGAUUAAAGAAAGCCUGCAAUUAUUUCCAAGCAGCAGCAGGGUGUUUUGAGUUCAUCAUUCGAUUAAUGAUACGCAAUGAAAAAAAUAAUGAAUUGUUCCCGAAAGAUUUGCAAUUGGAAGUGGUUAACCUUUUAAAAUAUUUGAUGUUGGCCCAAGCUCAAGAAAUGUUCUGGCUUAAGGCGGUGAAGAACCAAUUGAAGAACUCGCUCAUUGCCAAACUCGCCAUUCAAGUUGCGGUGUUGUAUCAAGAAUGUUUGAAAUUUAUAGACUCCGCUGGCCAUUCAUUCUUUCUCAGAAACGACUGGACCAACUUGAUUAAAGCCAAGAGUUUCCACUUCCAAGCGGUAUCCCUUUACAGACAAUCGAUUCAUUGCCAAUCAGAAUCCAAACAUGGAGAAGCGGUAUCAAGGUUGAGGUUAGCGUUAAAGUUGUCGAAUCAAUCAAAGUCAUUUUUGAAGUAUUUGGUCAACAACAAGCAGCUCAGAGAAGAUAUUGAAUCAUUCAAUGAGUUAUUAGGCAAAACCUUGAAGACUAGCGAAAAGGAUAAUGAUUUGAUUUACUUGCAAAUUGUCAAUGAAGAAGAGUCAUUAACUCCAAUUGCGCCAGCGGUCAUGGUGAAGACCAUGAUUCCUCCAGAAUUAGAAAACCCAUUGAAGUAUUUGAUAACCAACGAUAAAGAUAGUCUUGAUGGGAAACUUCGAAAAAUGCUAUUUUUCGAUUUACUUCCAUAUUCUGUGAUCCAGCUUUCGCAAUCAUUUAGAGAACGCCAGGAAGAAUACGUCAAGCAAAGGAUAAUCAACCCGUUGAGUAGUUUGAAUAACAUCAUCGAUAAAUAUCUCAGUGAUAGAAAUUUGCCUAUGGCAAUAGAACUGUUGAAUGAUACUUCGCAAACAUUACCUAAAUCUGUGAUUGUGAAAAUUGAAGAAUUGAAGAAUUUGGGGGGAAUCAUCAAGAUCGAGCAGGCCAUUGGUGAUGUGGUAAGAUUGGCAAAUGAAAAUCAGGAUACCGUGAACCAAAUGAUAGAAAAGCUAAGGUUAGAGAAAAAUGAAGAUGAUUUGCUUCGACAACGAUACGGCACGGAUUUUUGGAACCGACCAACAUCGCAAGAGGUGAAUGGAAAUUUGAUGGAAGAUGUAAGCUUAUUGGAGAGUUUUUUGACUCAGGCUAAAAACGGCGAUGAUACUGUCCAGAGGUCCUAUCAGGGAAUAAAACCACAAGUGGAGUUAUUAUGUGGGUCAUCAAUUAGAGCGAUUGAAUGCCAAAUUCCUACUGAUAACUCUGAUGGAUCACAAGGGAAUGCUGAACUAGUGCAAAAAAUAAAUGAGUUGAAGAACUUACUUGUCGAGGUAUCAAAUCUCAAGAAUAAUCGGAAAAAAAUUGUGGAGGUGGUGGAAAUCAAGUCAUCGCAGAUGAAUAUUUUACCAAAAGUGAUCGCUGAGUAUAAGUAUUUACAGGCCAACCACAAGUUGGGAAUUUCCUACGAUAUGAAUGACCAAACUGCCAGUUCUGAAUCCUAUGAAGAAAUUUAUAGCCGUCAUUUGAAAGGAUUGGACGAAGAUUUGCAGAGCAUCAAUAAUGAGAAACGCAAGCAAUCCCAGCUUGAAGAUAAACUUGAAGGUGGACUUGAUGAUUUGAGAAAAUUAGAACAGCAGAAUCAGACCUCGGAAAACAAGCAAAAGUUGGAAUUCUUCAAUACUAUUGAAGCCAUCCAUAAGGAGUAUAUGACCCUUGUUGAGAACUUGAAACAAGGGUUGCAAUUCUACAAUGAUUUUAUUAUCAAGGCGCAUGAAGUGGGAUCAAAAAUUGAUCAGUAUAUUGAUGAUAGAAGAGCUGAGGCGCGACAAUUGGAGGCCAGCAUUAAUGGAUUUAGAAGACCAGUUAACGAUCUUGAUGGCAAUCGGAACAGUAAUGUUAUUUCACCAAAGCCUCAAAAGCCUAACCACUUAUGGAAUCCAAAUUCUGAAAUCAAGUUCCAUUGA